AUGCAGGUUGGGGAGAAGUGUCGCAUCAAAUGGUUUUUGUGCAACAACUCAGAUGAUGCAACUUUGUUUCCAUUUGAACAGCGGCGACGCAGCAUAGUUCGCCACCCUAUGAACAAUCGGCAGCAGCGGUCGGUGAAGUCCACAUACGUCCAGAGCGUGAAAGCCCGUGGAGUAUGUGAAGGAGUUCGAGGAGAAGCAUGGAUGAUUCAACCGUCGCCGCAAAGUGAUGUGGGACAGCAACAGUCGCCUUACCUUGCCCUAUCCUAUGGUAGCCUGUCAGAGGCUUUCUACCAGGCGUUGAUUGAUGAAGGGUCCAAUCCCAACUUGCUCAUGAGCUUGAAGAGAGGCCUCGAGGUGAGACUCCUACAUCACAGAACACCUCCAGACGUGAUCAGAUUUCUCAUUCAUUACCACAAUGGAUUCCAUGCUGGUAGUGGCACUUCGUUCUGCGAGUUGGUCGCAAUGGUUCCAGAUGUCGAGGCUGCCUUGUCGCAUUGGAAGCAGGGCAAUGGCAUCAACUGGUCGCAAAAGGAUUACGAGAACAAGUGUGCCCAAUUUAUCAAAGACCAUGCAGAGUUUGGUGAGCUCUUUCCAGAGUGGAAACUUUGGGAAUCAGCGCGUUACUGCCACCGGUUCUUUUCGAAGCUUCACUUGAUGUCAGAGUUCAACGACAUGAUGUCAAAGAAUGUGGAUUUCUUGCACCCCCGGCUUCACAAUGGAGUUGUUCUGCAGUGUAUCCAGCAUGUGACAAACUCGGUGACUACUUCGUUGUAUGACGGUGUCAGUGAGCAAGAUCACAAUUUCCUGAUCCUGCUGCUCUCCAAGAUGUGCGUUCCUACCCUCCAUGCCAACGGUGAAUCGCAAUGGAUCUUUGAUGUUGCCACGAAGAAGGUCCUUGUGUCAAGGAUCUACACAGUCAUGACUGGUUCGGUGGUCACUGUGGGGAAGAAAAAGAAUGACAACAAGAAGCGCGGAGCUGACAAGGAGAACAUGAAUGCGAACAAACGUGCUCGCGUCACUCCUGGAGGAAAGGCCAAAGCAAAAGCUAAGAGUGCAGCACUUGCCAUGCCCAAUAUCCCAGACGAGAAGGAUUUGAACUCUACAACCAUAGAGUGCACGCUGGGUGUGCGCAACAAGUUGUGGAUUGACGAUCUUCUCAAGUGUGCAUCACAUGUCUCCAGCAAUGUGGCUUCGAAUUUCGGGAUUGCCGACUCUGAGGCAAUCCUCAACCUGAAGAUGCACCUGAUCGAAAUGGGCCUCAUGUUUGCAUUCAAAGAGCAGAUCAUGAUGGAGACCCAGAAAGGUCCCAAGCUGUUCAGGAAAUGGUCGACGAUGCGACCGGCAUUGAAAGAGCACGCGCAGAUCUACAUGUUGAAGGUAUGCCUGUAUGAAAUGAUUUCGGGUUAA
This is a messenger RNA of Cladocopium goreaui, 1407 nucleotides long. The record is from the annotation of a GenBank genome assembly. Lineage: Eukaryota; Dinophyceae; Suessiales; Symbiodiniaceae.